AUGCGGCUUAGUCAGUAUUUAUAUCUGAUUAAGCUAGCUAAUCCGGGUAUAGUAACUGCAUUGGAAACAGAGAACAAUGAUGAUGGUAUUGUCCGAUUCAAGUACUGUUUCCUUGCAUUUGGGGCGUCGAUACAGGGAUUCAGGAAAGUGAGGCGUGUGCUAGUGUUGGAUGGAACUCAUUUGACAGGAAGGUACAAAGGCGUUUUGAUGACUUGUUGUGGACAAGAUGCAAAUUUCCAAGUGUUCCCAAUGGCAUUUGCUGUGGUUGAUAGUGAAAAUGAUGCUGCCUGGACCUGGUUCCUAGUAAAUGUAGCUCGUUUGAUUGCGGACAGUAAAUGUCUUAGUAUUAUCUCUGAUCGUUGCCCUUCAAUCUAUGUUGCAAAGAGGAAAGUAUUUCCAUUGGCUCAUCAUGGCUGUUGCAUUGUUCACCUGGAGCGAAAUGUUGUUUCUAGGUUUAAGAGCAAAGGUUUCGUUAAGAUGGUUGGUUCAGCGGCAUUUUGUUAUAAACUUGGAGCUUACAAGGAGGUUAUGAGUAUUAUCCGUAUAAAGAGUCCAGCGUGCGCAAAGUACCUUGAUAGUAUAGGUCCUGCUCACUGGAGUAGAGCUUAUUUUAGCGGGAACCGAUAUAACCUAAUGACUAGCAAUGGCUGUGAGCAACUUAACAACGCGUUGAAGAAAGGCAGAUCUUCACCAAUAGUGGAGUUGUUGCAGUUUAUUCAAGAUGAGUAG
Messenger RNA from Eutrema salsugineum, 729 nucleotides. RefSeq lists its product as uncharacterized. Lineage: Eukaryota; Viridiplantae; Streptophyta; Magnoliopsida; Brassicales; Brassicaceae. The record is from RefSeq and is a predicted model, not a curated record. The transcript has a single exon. The coding region runs from base 1 to 729 and encodes 242 amino acids.